AUUUUCAGAGGGGACCUGCCUAGAAGCUGAAGCUGCUGCAUUGUCCUGCUUGGAGCACCAGUAUACGAGACUUUUAGUGACCUCUGGAAGAUUGGCAUACCCUCUUCACUGCUAUAGCUGGUCCUUAAGAGCUGUAGAAAAAAACAUGGGUGGUAUCACAAGGAAAAUCCAGCCAUCUCCAUUACAUUGUUGUCGACGUGAAGACCUGUGUGCCUCUGCUUCAUUUUGUGCUUAAAAGAAGACGUGUCCUAAAGCUUCUUCAUCUGCCUAACCCUUGACAAGGUGAGGGAUAUGGAAUGAGGAUUGCAAAGACUUUACUGUGAAUGCAAGAUAUCAGACAAGGGGCACAGUAUUAGCACAAUCAGAGUGUUUGCUUUUCCUAGACAGAAAAAAAACAAGCAGCGUCCAAGUACAAAUUCUCCAUCCCUGCUUUAAAGAUGACAGAAGAUGAGCAGAAUGGUCCUGCAUUGCUGUUGGUGCUUUUCAUUUCAAUCUUGAAGGCGAACAAGAUAUAUGCUUUCGGACAAAACUCCAGUAUUAAAAUCUGACAGCAGGGGCCCCCUGGUAAAAGAUGGGCUCCUCUACAACCAAACCAAAACUGACCCAGGUGGCACCAUGCCAAACUUCAGAAGAAAGUCUACCGAGAAAUGGAAUGACCUGGGCAGUUCUAAGCAACACCCAAGAGCAGGAAAGAAGGAGAGCUGGACUGCUACCUCCCCUUCAGCAGGAGGUCCCACUGACAUUUUCCUAUGGCAGGGACAUAUCCGAGAGCCUGACUACAGCAGCAGGCAUCACUGGCCAAGCUAUCCCUCAGAGAAGCAUCAUUCAAGCACACCCACCCCGCAGAAUGAAGAGAUUGGAGCCCCUUGCAUUGCCACAACAAGAACGCGCAUCUCAGCCGCAGCCCAGUGCAUCUCCAGAUCUCCAGGACUUCAAAGACGGCAGUGGUGAUGUGAUUCAGCGCACUUCCACUGGUAAGCGGAGACCCAACUCUGAGAUGGCAAGAAACCAGAGUGGAGUUUUAGCAGCACAAUCACAGAUGAGCCGAAAGAUGUGCAAACAACGUUUCAGCGAGAAGAAACGAAUCAAGGAGAUCAUGAACAAGAGAUACCAAGGGAAAGAUCAGCAGAUGGCAGUUGAAAAUGGUGAAUUGGAGGCAGCUGCACGUCUUAUAAAGCGGCCAAAAGAGAGGGACAUCUUUUGGGAUUCCUACUGUGGAGAACAGGUUGACCUGGAGGAACUUGUGUGUGCAAGUCCAGAAUUGCCUCACCAUGAUCAGACCAGGACCAGUCAACAGCUCUCCCCAGCCUCAGGAGAAAUGAAACCAGACACCAGUAGGUCAGCGACCAAAUCUGCAAAAAGAGAUGAGAUGGUUAAGAAUUGGAUGGAUUGGAAGACAGAGAGAAAAGAUAUGACCCUAAGUGACAACUUUUUAGAGAGUUACUGGGGAGAAACAAGCGAAAAUUGCUUGUCCAAGGAGGUACGGAGACACAGACUCGAACCAGAGAACCAUGUCAGUAUGGAAUUCAUAUCUGAGUCUCUCCGCUCAGCAGAAAAACAGCAAAAAUUGUCCCAUUCUAAACUGUUAAUAUCCAGCAGCUUUCUGGAACCUGACUGGAAUGGAAUGGACAAUUGUGGGCCUAAGCAGCCAUCAAGACGGCGUUGGCCUGAACAAACCAAGAAGAAAGCAGGAAUGAUUACCAACUUAGACAAGUUUUCAACUGAUGACAUCUGAGAGGCACCAAAUUUUGAUUGGGACUCAAAGACGACAACUUAUUUUCAUUCAUCCCUUCCUUUCUUCAAUUUCCAACCUCUCAAUCAAAAUUUCAUUGCAGGUCUACAUAUAAAUGAAGGUUACCCAUUAAGCAUAAGAAACGACACAUACAGUGGAUUUAGAAAGUAUUUGUAUCCCUACAGUUUCUCCACACUUUAUGGCAUUGUGGAUUAAAUUUUAAAAGAGCUAAAUCUGACCUUUUUGCCCAUCAACCUACAUCAGGGGUCCCCAACUCCAGUCCCUUUUCUUAAUUGAUGACUAGUUUUUGCUGCUAAUUAACUCCUUUUCCUUUCAUUUUAAUUAACUUGACUUUUUAAGAUUUGUUCCCCUGAAUUUUGUCAUCGUUUCUCUGAAUUGCUCCAUGUCUUUCCUUAAAUGGCACCCAAACAAAAAUGACAUGUGAAGUGAGUGAGCCAACAGGAGACCAACUCAGUCAG
Polypterus senegalus (gray bichir) is the source of this 2211-nucleotide messenger RNA. RefSeq lists its product as uncharacterized. NCBI's taxonomy places the organism in Eukaryota, Metazoa, Chordata, Cladistia, Polypteriformes, Polypteridae. The record is from RefSeq and is a predicted model, not a curated record. The transcript is spliced from 6 exons. Bases 572 to 1735 code for a protein of 387 amino acids.